This is a messenger RNA of Papaver somniferum (opium poppy), 2372 nucleotides long. Its product is annotated as L10-interacting MYB domain-containing protein-like. NCBI's taxonomy places the organism in Eukaryota, Viridiplantae, Streptophyta, Magnoliopsida, Ranunculales, Papaveraceae. Bases 1425 to 2357 code for a protein of 310 amino acids. The transcript is spliced from 7 exons. The record is from RefSeq and is a predicted model, not a curated record.
CUCAGUUACAUUAUUAGUACUUUCACCAACACUAAGCACCAAGAUUCAAAUCGAUUGACCGGUGAUGGUGCUGAGAUAUGGUAUUUCUUCUUUUUUAUUGUCGUUUUUUCCCUCAAGUUGAAUACAGAGUUGUUGCAAAGGGAUUUGAGACAGUUUGAUUAUGGAGAAUUGAAUGGAAACCCUAAUUUUAUAUUCGCCGUCAUAACACUGUCAUCACCACCGAUAAAAAGAAAAACACUGUCAUCACCAAGUCACUGAAACGAAAAUUCCUGAUGAUUUCACGGGUUUUCCUUUUCAAGAUUUCUUGAGAUCUUAUGGUAACUUCCUUUGUUGAGACGUUUAUAAUCAGGCAUCUUUGGCUCACGAAAUAUCUAAAUGUCAUUUUGAUAUAAUUUCACCUUUAUGUUCUUAAUCGGCUACCUACAAUUGUGACUUUGCAGUGCAAAAGCGUGCGUCGUUGGAAAAGGUGUUUAUAAGAUGGUCUCAUGAGUACGUGCUGGGCGCAUAAAGCUGCAUGUGUACCUGAUGUGCUUCGAACAAGGUGGCGCAACUGCCCCAGUACCUGCCUGCCGUGUAACUGCCAGUUUUGCUUCGAACAAGGUGCUGCUGUGGCAUACUGCUCCUGCUGCGAACCUGUUGUUGGUGCGAACAAGCUGAUGUUGCUGGGAGAAUGUGGAUUGCUGCGGUACCUGCUGCCGAGAAAGCAAAGCAUUGUUGUUGCUGCUGCUGCUCCGCAUACUGCUGAUGCUAGCUUUUGCUGUGAUGUUCCUGAUGCUACCUGUUGCUGCUCACUUGGUUCUAUUUAUUAUUCUUCUUGACCACCCAAAAUAUUUCGCCCUUUUACUUCUCUCUGCCCUUUUGAUUUAUUUGUUUUCCUUAUAUUGUAUGAUUACCUUAACUAUAAGGGUUCUGUGCACAAAAGCCUUAGGGCCUGUUUGGUAGUGUUUUUCAAAACAGUUUUCACUUUUCAAAAACAGGGAAAACAGAAAACGAUGGGAAAACGUGUUUGGUAGCAGUUUUUCUAAAAACGUUUUUUACCCGUUUUUUGUUUUUGAAAACACCUAAAACGAAAACAACAUUUCAUCGUUUUCAUCGUUUUCAUUUUUUUCCUUCUUCUCCUUCAGAAACGAGCAGUUCCCAAAGGAGAUGGGUUGAUUGAUUUGGUAUCAAGUUCUAGGGUUUGCAGCACUUUUUAGGUUCAUCGUUUGGUGGUUAAUAGGGAUCCUAAAUACACAAAUUUCAUCGAGGUUAGUACUUGGUAGUUCUUCUGCUUUUAUUUAUUUACAUAGUUUAGUUUAUUAACAACUAGUUUAUUAACUAAAACUAGGGAUCCUUACUGGAUAUUGUUAUUACAAUUCUUUUUUUUUCUUACGUAAGUACCAUGUGGUGGACUCCACUGAAUUUUUCUUUAAGUUUUAUACAGUAUGUAUUCUGUAGAAAAAAAGAUGGCUUCUCUAUCAAGUGAUGAUAAUGUAGAUGAUAUCCGCACAUGGCCACAGUAUAUUGUGGAUUACUUUGUUCAAUUGGUUCAUGAUGAAGCCAAAAAUGGGUUACAAACCACUACAUUGGAGAAGAAGAAAUGGGGAGAAAUAGAUAAUGCUCUCUUUGCUAAGUUUGGUAAGAGAUACAGCAUUCCUAAGUUGAAAGCUAAAUUCAAUCGACUACGUAUAGAGCAUAGGGAAUUUGCAAGGUUAGUGAGUGAUACCGGUAUGGGUUGGGAUCCAGUUGCAAACACUGUCACUGCAAGUGAUGAUGCUUGGAAGCGUUACUUGAAGAAAUAUCCUGGUGCAAAAUCCUUCCGUAAAAAGGGGUUAGACAAUUAUUAUAUGCUUGGGGAGAUAUUUAAUAGCACAACAGCAUCUGGAAGCAUGUCUAAUGCAUCAACACGGUCUCCUCCUGACUCAGACACCGAAAGAGACUUGGAAACAGAAUUCCUUGGCAAAGGGGUACAUGUAGAACCCGCUAGCUCUGGAGACACGAGUCACCCUUCAUCACACACACAGUCAAACAUACAGCGACGUGCUUUAGAUCUUCCUAUUGAUCUCCCUCAGCGAAAGGCGACUAAAUCAUCAAGGUUUGAUGAUGCACUUGUAGCAUGGACUGAAAAUCUCAAAGUUAAAGCUGAAGUAACAAAAGCGAAGGCUGAACGUAAGAAGGAUAAGGAAGUAACAUCUCCUCUUUGUACCAGCACCGAGAUAUCAUCUAUUGAAGAUUGUAUGGAUAUAUUGGACAACAUGGAAGGAGUGGAAGAUGAUGUAUAUCUCAAAGCCAUUGACAAGUUCAGAAACCCUGACUAUAGGAGAAUUUUUAAGAAAAUGAAAGAAUCAAGGAGAAUUAUGUGGCUUAAGAGUUUGUAAUAUGUUUUUUUUUUU